This is a messenger RNA of Mixia osmundae IAM 14324, 768 nucleotides long. RefSeq lists its product as uncharacterized. The record is from RefSeq and is a predicted model, not a curated record. The transcript is spliced from 5 exons. NCBI's taxonomy places the organism in Eukaryota, Fungi, Basidiomycota, Mixiomycetes, Mixiales, Mixiaceae. The coding region runs from base 1 to 768 and encodes 255 amino acids.
AUGUCUGCUUCGUUUGUCGUCACUUCCUUGCGGCAAGACGAGGAACACUGGAUCUUGAAGGUGUGCAAAGAAAGCGCUUCUCAGACACCGGCUAAGAGGUCGUCAGCCGAGUCGCACAUCCGUCGCUGCACCGUCUACCUUGUGGGCCUGUUUUUCGUCAAUGUCGAGUCGAAAACCAUUAUCCAAUUGGGCAAGUCAAGCGCUCGCAUGUAUUGCGGCGAGCACUCGGAGUCGCAUGCGCAAAGAAACUGCGAUAUGCGUGCUCUUGGCUAUCCCCAGGGUCAGGCUACUACAGCGCAGCAAGUAGCAGACCCUGAUGAGGCUGAUAUAGAUGCCACUGAAUGCUCAUCGCGUACACGCAUGCAAUGGUCCCAGAACGGCGAUGUUUCCGCUCUUACGCUUCGCAUAGUUCCGACAUGCUUUACAAAGUGCCCAACGCCUCAUCAUCCCGAUAUCGCCCAUGUCGGCUUCUUGUCAGAUUCACUACAGCCUGCAAACAUAUUGAUCUACAAUCGGCUCGGGUCAGACGGCUGGCAACAAGAGAUCUUCUCAGCCGAAUACGAUGUCUUUGCGCAGACCGCAGAAUUUGAUAGCGACGACUAUCCAUACGAGCUGCGCUGCAUGACUGCUGCAGAGGCUAUAGACUCGCAGCGCGAUCCGAUCACUUCUUGCUAUCUCUCGGACAUCGGAAGACCGAGUCCUCUUGUGCAGUGCCAAGGCGAUCAGCCUGAGUUUGCAGACUUCUUCAUUCAAGGACAAGUGGCUUAG